CGCGUUCCCGCGCUUCGAGCGCCAAUCAGCGGCCAGUGUCGCGGCGAGUGCGUGCGCGAGCGCGCGUUCCACUUUCAAAUUUAAAAUUACGUUCGAAACUAUUCAGCCAGUGUUAUUGAAAUAGUGUUUAGUUUAGUGUUUACUUUUUUAUGAAUCGUUGUGGAUAUUAAACCUUUUUGGUUGAACGGAAUUGGAGUUUCUAAUUUAAGAUCACCGCCCUCUGAAGACAUCAAGAAAACUGUCAUCUCAUUCUAUGAGAAGAUGUAGUGUUUCCUAUUCUUGACUUCAUACAACACCCAAACUGCAAUCAUGACAACCAGUAGACAAAACAGCAGACAGAACACAAAAUAUCGAACAAUCUAGACCAUUUUGAGGUCUCAAGAAACCAGAAGAACAUAAUAGAAUACUUACUGAAGAAUAAUGAGAAUUGACAAAAGGUCUGGAAGAUCUAGAAGAUUCGAUACCCCAGGAAUGUGAUAAGGUUGUGUUAGAAGCAAUAGAGCAAGAUGUCGACGAGUAACGAACUGAGUGACAUUGAGACGCCGAAGCUUCGCAUGAAGCCGGCCGUCAGCAGGAUAUUUUGCUGCAGCGUUACUGCCGCUUCGGGCUUCGUUGCAGCUUAUGCUUUAGUAGCAUACGCGAUCGCUCUAAUCUACGAGAUCGUAUGGGUGGUGGAAUCUCAGAGCGGGCUGCCGCUCGCCUCCGCCCUGCUGAUGGUGUGCUACUGUAUCGUCAUCGCAGCCACUGUGGUGCUGGUGCAUGGCCUUAUAUCUAAAAACAACAGAUGUCUGCUGGCGUGGUUGAUAGCAGUCAUACUGGUCCUCAUUCCAGAAUGUGCUCUAGUCUUUUACAUGUCUAUAAGCCAUUGGGGGCUACAAGGAGUGUACGGUGGUGCUGAGCUGGCGUGCUACGUGGCGCGUCUUCCUGCCAUCGUGUGUGGUGUCGUGCUCGUGCAGUCAGCUUAUGCACUUCGAGAAGCUAGGAAAGCGGGCUACAGCGCAAACGGCGCGGUGAGCGGCAGCGAGUUCGACGCGAGCCACUUCGUGCCCGACGCGCCCAAUGCCUUCACCAACGAUGGCUUCCUGCAGGACAACGGUAAAUCCGGCUCCAUGCCGGAUCUCCGUCGUCACCUAGCAAGCCGACAGUCCAUGAACCUCGGCUACCCACCGCACAUGUUACCCCAGCCACCACCAGCCUACUGGCAGCACCUCGCUGACAGACAAUACGCCGCCAGUCUCCGAGGCUACCCCAAGUCCUACCAGUCCCCACAAAUGUACGGCACCUGGGUCGGACCCAGAUCCGGACCAUACGACAACCCUUACAAACGCAGACAUUCUAUAGUCGGCGCCUUCCAAACUGACGAAUACCCACCAAAAGGCUACGACUACGAAGACAGAAUGGACUGCAAGAGCGAAAUGGCUUACCCUUACUAUAGAUCCUACCCUUACGAUCCGAGAGUUUACCCCCCAGAUUACGACCCCAGAUUUUACCCAGAAUAUAAAAGGGAAGACGCGGCGUAUGGAGUGAACUUGCUAAGACAUGAACCUUAUCAUUUUAGUGGAUCUAGAGAGAGGGUGUUCUAUGGUUUACGCAAUAGUCAUACGUCUGUAGGUAAUGAGUCCGAUGAUUUAACUAAAUAUAAGGAUGUCGCGCUUUAGAUAUUGUAUAUUUUUCUAUUGUUAAUUAUAUGAUGUUUGUAAGCUGUAUUUAAGCAAAACUGCAAUGCUGAAGUUACUUAUUAUUAUCUAUUGUAAGCAACAAUGCAAUAUAGAUAGUUCAACUCAGAUUUGCGCGCGGCCCUAUGUGUGCGUCGGCUUGUAAAUAUACAACUUUCAUUCGUGUGACAGUGACGUCGUCCGAGGAUGACGUGUUCUUAUCGCUUUUUGUUAUGGGUACAGUCGUUUACGAAAAUGUCUAGUACUUCACGGAGAAAAUGUUUAAGGAGUCAGGUAGCGUUUCAAAAAAUGAAACAUUCAAAUCUUUUUAUUAUUGCAUUUUACAGUCUUUCAUUAUUUUCUCAUACGUUUUUUCAAAUUGACAUUGACAGUAUCUAAGAAAUAAAUGAGGUGAAAUAUCUAAGAUGAAUUAAAUACUUCUUAAAUAUUUUCUAACUCGGGAUACGCGGACAAAAAAUAAAAGUGUGGACUAAGAAUGUAAAAAGACGUAUAAUCUAGUAUAAUAAUGUAAACAAAAUGUGUGGGGAAUUAAAAAAAAUUAUAUUGCUUCGCAAUAAUAAUCGUUUAAUAAUGUCGACCAAAAUAAGACGGAAAUAAUGAAACUCAUAAAUGAACGUUUAAGUCAAAUUGAUAAACGGGUGUUGGGUAAUACUUGUCGACAUGUACAAAAGAAAAAAGAAGAAUACCUACUGUAGACAUUUUGACCUGUAGUCAAAAUUUAUAAUUGACCUUGGUGAGACUAGCGAAUCUGAAAAUUUAUCAUUUACUUUUUCAAGUAGCGAUUCAGAAUCAUUAUAAAUAAAUAAACAUUAAAUUACGUAAUCACUGUUUUUCUUUAAACAGCCGUAUACAACCCCUAAAUAACUUUAUUUGUACCCGACUGUACCUCUUGUCACGCUCAUAAAGUCACUGUAUAUGUACAAGGGUUACCCACACAUAAGGCCGCGCGCAAGACUGAGUUGAACUUACUAUACAAGGUUCUAUUCAACCUUAUUGCCUUUUUUCAAGAUGGCAGUCAAAGAGGUUCGAAUUUAAAAAAAUAAUUAUACUUACGAGUUGAGUAACUAAUAAAAAUAGAGACAUAUUUUUACGUGUAAAAUCUAUAUUUUUUUAAUACUUAGGUUACAAAAGAAUAUAUGUAAGAAUACUUAAGUAAGUGUUAUUAUAUAGUUAGUUUAGUUACCUAAUUAACCAAAGGUAUUUUACAGUUAAUUGUAAGUAGGUGCUAUAAAUAACAAUUAUGUAAACCAACAUGAAAUCAGUCACUAUCUUUUAUAAAUUGAAUAAAUAUAUUGAAUUUGUAUGAUA
Messenger RNA from Helicoverpa armigera (cotton bollworm), 2984 nucleotides. RefSeq lists its product as uncharacterized. The record is from RefSeq and is a predicted model, not a curated record. The transcript has 7 exons. Lineage: Eukaryota; Metazoa; Arthropoda; Insecta; Lepidoptera; Noctuidae. The coding region runs from base 507 to 1658 and encodes 383 amino acids.